UCAAAAAUUAUGAUGUUUUUUCAUAUUUUAUGUCGCAAACUUUGAAUGAUUCUCACGAUGUGCAGGCAUAUUUUAGUUCGAAAUUAUGAAAAGACGUUCCUCCCCUCCCAGGGACACCCGAAAUAAGGUUCCUCGCCUCGAGGGUUUAGUGGAACCAGUUCCAAAAUUCCUAUCAAACAAUGCCAACAAUUUUAGCCAAAAUUUCCCUUUCUUCAGAGAACCAAGGGAAGUGGGCUGUUUCUGCCUAGAUGAGUCGAGACAAUAUCACAAUGACAACCAUCUGUUAAAGUUCUAUCGCCCUCCCUCAAACACGAAAAACCUACACCUUGAUCUGCGUCUUGGUUAUGACACUUUUAUAAAGCAAGACGAUGCUGGUAAGAUCAGUAGUCCAAUCGAUGAUUUACUGCGCUGGAUUCGGGAUCACCCAAACAAGUUUCUCCCACCAACAAUUACGGAUGCUGCUUCUCCUGAUGCCAGAAACCGUGGAAAGAUCUUCACAGAUUUCAUAUGCUGGCGUGGCCUGUUGACCAAGUUACUUUGCACUCCAUUUGAAGAAAGAGAAGGAUGGAUUGUGUCUGUGGUCAAGUUUCACGAUACCUACUACAUGUGCGAGUACGAAACACAGGAGAGAAUUGACGAGCGGAAUAAUACGUCUCAAAGACAGGAGGAGAUGUCAUAUUGGGGCUACAAGUUUGAGCAGUAUGUAGUGGCUUCCAAGCCACAUGGACAGCCAGAGAAUGCCAGUACUCCUGUGAAUAGCAACCCAGGGUACAAUGUGGUGGUGAGAUCCAGACUGGAGUCUCAUUCAUUAGUUUUUGCUGGUGAAGUAGACUGUUGUGAUCCAGAUAAUCCUAAGACUAUGGUUGAACUUAAAACAAGCAGACUGCUCACUCAUCCAAGACAAGAAAGUUCAUUCAUGAGAUUCAAGCUGAAGAAGUGGUGGGCCCAGUCAUUCCUGGUUGGUAUCCCCAAGAUCAUAUGUGGCUUCAGAGAUGAUGAUGGAAUUGUCAGGGAACUUAAAACGUACAGGACUAUGGAGAUACCAAAUAUGGUCAGAGACAAACCCAACAUGUGGAAUGCAGGAAUCUGUUUCAACUUUCUCAAUGCUUUCCUCUCAUUUGUGAAGAAAGUCAUGGUAAUGGAUAACAGUACCAGGUCUCCAUAUGUAUUCCGCUAUAAGCCAAAAGUUUCCAGAGACAAAGUGGUAUGGGAGUGCCACCCUCCUGAUUCGAUGUAUUCAUUUCUACCUGAUUGGUAUGUGCAGGAUGAUGCUGAACUUGCAGAUUGUUCCAAAUGAUGAAGGACAUGAUGGAAUGAAUAGUGGGUUCUGUACUAGAACUUGAGAAUACAAUGGAGAUGUUGUACAUUAACAUGUAAGGAAUGGUAAUGAAAUUAUAGCAUCUGUGUACAUUAUUGCGUAUUGCCAGCUGUUUUCUACUCUGUACAUGUAGAGGCUGUAAUUGUUUUAAUAAAAUACUUGC
This is a messenger RNA of Lineus longissimus, 1481 nucleotides long. RefSeq names its product decapping and exoribonuclease protein-like. Gene Ontology annotation, biological process: nuclear-transcribed mRNA catabolic process; NAD-cap decapping. Gene Ontology annotation, molecular function: mRNA 5'-diphosphatase activity. Gene Ontology annotation, cellular component: cytosol; nucleus. The record is from RefSeq and is a predicted model, not a curated record. The transcript is spliced from 7 exons. The coding region runs from base 86 to 1297 and encodes 403 amino acids. Lineage: Eukaryota; Metazoa; Nemertea; Pilidiophora; Heteronemertea; Lineidae.